UGUCGUUUAUGGCAUCCUGCUGGAAGCGUUGUGAACUAAUUAAGUUAGCUUCAAGGAGCAUACGUGUAUCGACGUUACAUCGCAGUCAUUAAGUGAGCUAGCUAGCUCGUUUUACCUUUGGCACUGUAGUCGUUAUCAUUGCUAGCCACCUAUUCAAGUUCUUGAGUAGGAUUCUUUAGGGAUUGCUUUUUAAACUCUAAAUUACAGUUGCCUUUAUCACAAAGUCAACUGAUAAAAACUGUAGUUAGCUGCAAUGGCUGGAAGAGGAAGGGGUCGUGGAAGGGGUCAGAUGACCUUCAACCUGGAGGAUGUCGGCAUAGGACGAGGGGACAGCCUGCCCCCCACCACCUUCAAGCCCUCACCCCUUUUCCCUGCCAUGUCCGUGCAGCCAGUACCCUUGCAGACAGGGGAAGAGGUUGAGUACAUGCUGGCUCUAAAACAGGAGCUGCGGGCCGCCACCAAGAACCUGCCCUUCUACAUCAGACGGGCCGCUAACAAACGAGAUGUUGAUCGCUACUCUGAUAAGUACCAGAGUGGAGAGCCCAAGGACAGCACCAUUGAGUGGAGCCCAGACUGGAGCCGAUUGCCUAAAGAGCUCUGCAUCAAAGUGAGGAAGCCUCAGGGUAAAAAACCAAUACCCCAAGUUAAAAGACUAAAGAAACCACUUGUGGGAAAAGAGGAAAUUCUCAUGAAGCUUGAGACUCUUGAAAAGAAAGAAGAGGCAGUAAACUCUGAGGAAGAGGAAGAUGAUGAGAAAAAGAAGACUAACCAGGAAGAAGAACAGGCAGAGGAAGAGGACUACGAGGAAGACUUUGAAGAGGAUACCGACUACAUAAUGUCUUACUUUGACAACGGAGAGGAGUUUGGAGGGGACAGUGAUGAGAACAUGGAUGAAGCCACUUACUGAGACAGUGAGAGCCCUGAAAAAAAUAGAAGGCCCUGGAGUUAUCCUCUGGCAGUAGCAGUCUUGUAAUUUCCUGAGAAAUCGUUAAGUAAGAAAACAAAGACACUGAGGUCUAGUUGCUACUCUGCCGUGGCAUGUCUAGUUUAGAACAUGCAAAGAACUGCUGCUAUUUACCAGGAACUUAUCUGAUAACUUAGGUCCAAAACAAUGAAGGCUGUGAUGGCUGGUGAAAACAGUGGCUCAAUGUACAAUCGUGUGAAAAUCCUCAGAGAUUUUUCCUUUAGUGGUCUGCAGUGCCCAUGAUGGUAAACAGUCAGACUGAACCUUUCAUCAGCUAUGUAAUUGUAUCAGAUUUUUAGGCCAUAGAUGCCUUUUAGAACCUAAUGCUUAAUUGGAAGGGUUUAAAUCAACAAAUCUUGUGCAAUUGCUGUAAUUUUUAAGGUUUUAAGUGUUUUAAAGAAAGGUAUUUUAGCUUUUGCAAUUCAUUGGUGUAACAAAUCUUUUUGAAGUCUGUGCCACAAUCUGUUCUUUUUAAAUAUUUGAAUUCUUUAAUGUGAAAAACAUUUAUUCAAAUUACUGUUUAAAAGUGUUAAAAUAUUAUCUUAAAAGAAAAUAUUUUAAAGAAUCCUAUCUAAUUCUGGUGUGCAUUUUAUAACAACCAGCAGGUGGCAUGUUAGCCGACUCCUUUGUAAUUUAAAUAGUGUAUGUUCAACUGUGUGUAGUUGGUAGAUUAUGCUGAUAAAAAGGUAGAAAGGAAGUAGGUUAUUAUAGUGAAACAAAUCUUGACAUUUGUGUUAGCUGAAUUCCUUCUAAUUUAAAAUAUUCAACUCCUGGAAUCACAAAAAAAAGUAACUCCAAAUUAAAGCUGCAAGCAGCUUUUAGUGGGUUUCAGCAUUAAGCUAUUAGUAGCCAGAUUGCAGUUUUUCCAAUAGGACACAUCCAACUCAUGUCCAUAGCUGUAAAAAUAUUACAUGUAUGGUUUUUCCUUUUCACUAGUAUCCCCAUGUGGUCAAAUGGAAACAUCUUUCAUAUAAACUAAACUCACAACCCUGAUCAGGUGCACCAAAUGUAAUCAUGCCUAACAUCUGUCUUUUGAAGCAUUUUUCACAAAUUCAGAAUUGCAGAAAAAACGCCUGACUAAAUGGAUCCCAAUUCCAAAUAUGUUCCUUGGGAGGAGCUAGACUUAUCUACCUCUUUUCAAGACAGUAUCUCAAACAGGGUGAGUAUGGUGACCUUGCUAAUGUGAAAAACCUGGAAAUUUUUUUUUCCUUAUGGUCCUUGUCAACAUACAUACCAAGUAUAAUUAUUAUACCAUUAUCCGUGUAGGAGAAGUCUAUAAAUGUGCAAAACUACGCCCCCGGACAUGUUCAUUGGUCUAUAGCAUCCAUGUUUUUUAACAUACUGCCCGCUAUAUAUUUUGAGGACCUUGGUCCCUAGAUGCCAAAUAUCAAAGUAUGUGAAGAUCGGACAUUUGGUGCAAGAGGAGUUAAAAUUCAUCAUGGCGGACUUUAUGGGUCCCUGUGGCAAAAAUGAUCAUCAUGAGGAGGUACAUCUAUAUACCAAUUUUCAAGGCUAGGUCACAAGGGGUGGGUGUGGUGAGCUUGUAAAAAGUGCGACUUUGUAGGCUUGGCAGCGCCACCAUGAGGCCGACAUGCAUGCCACUGCACCAGAAGUUGAGGCCCUUGGCCCUUUAAUAACAGAAAAAUGUGGGCACCUUUUACGCCAUUUUAUCUCACAGGAAUUUGCAAUAAUAAUGAACCAGAACAAACACUAGGGUUUCACCAGUGAACUGCUGAAGCCCUAACAAGGAGUGAGUAUCUUUCACUAAAUUGGGUUUAACAUCCUGCCAUAUACGGCGAUAAGGAAAUACUACCACAAAAAUCCAAGCCUUAUCUUUAAACCAGGGAUAGAACUGCAGCAUGGUUUGUGUUCUAUUCCCAAGUUCAGUCUGCAAGUCUUUGGGCUCCAUCUGUUUGAUGCUGAGUUUAUCCUCAGCAGACAGACAAGUGGGUUAAGACCCUGUGUGAUUUAUAAUCCUCCUCGCUCAGCUUACUAGACCUGAUCAAGACUGGUCUACUGCAGCUCUACUCCAUCUCAUUUGUUGUUAGACCUCAGAAGUCCUGGCCUGUACCUGCAGAUUGAGGUCAGAGUUAAAAAUCAAGGAGGUCUAAGAUAUAGCAAUUGUCGAAUAUGCAACCUGUGAAUUAAAAAAAGCGUUGCUUU
Messenger RNA from Esox lucius (northern pike), 3127 nucleotides. RefSeq names its product DNA-directed RNA polymerase III subunit RPC7-like. The record is from RefSeq and is a predicted model, not a curated record. Gene Ontology annotation, biological process: transcription by RNA polymerase III. Lineage: Eukaryota; Metazoa; Chordata; Actinopteri; Esociformes; Esocidae. The transcript has 8 exons. Gene Ontology annotation, cellular component: RNA polymerase III complex. The coding region runs from base 254 to 907 and encodes 217 amino acids.